Molecule: messenger RNA, 846 nt
Organism: Centrocercus urophasianus (Greater sage-grouse)
Lineage: Eukaryota; Metazoa; Chordata; Aves; Galliformes; Phasianidae
Product: potassium channel subfamily K member 16-like
Exons: 5
Coding region: 1-846 (281 amino acids)
Biological process (GO): potassium ion transmembrane transport; stabilization of membrane potential
Cellular component (GO): membrane
Molecular function (GO): potassium ion leak channel activity
Source: RefSeq, a predicted model, not a curated record
AUGCCCUUCCUCACAGCACCCAACUGGCAGAUCAGCUGGACUCCACUGCUGGUGCUAGGUUAUCUCUUUUACCUCCUCCUGGGUGCUACGGUGUUCCAGUUGCUGGAGAAGCAGGCAGAAACCCACUCUCGGGACCAGUUCCACCUGGAGAAGCUCAAGUUCCUGCAGAACUACACGUGCUUGGACAGGCAAGCCCUGGAGCAGUUCAUACAGGUCCUCAUGGAAGCAUUGGAAAAAGGGGUCAACCUAAAACAAAACUCUACAAAUCCCAGUAACUGGGACUUCAGCAAUUCUUUCUUUUUUGCAGGAGCUGUUGUCACUACUAUAGGCUAUGGUAACCGGUCUCCCAACACAGUGGCGGGACAGGUCUUCUGUGUUUUUUAUGCCUUAUUUGGAGUGCCACUCAACUUGGCCUUCCUUAACCAGCUGGGGAAAGGUCUCAAUGCUCAUUUGAUUACUCUGGAAAGAUGGGUGCAAAAGCCAGGCUAUGACCAGGUGGUUCAAAGACUGGCCAUGGCUGUCUUCCUGACUGCAGGGAUCUUGCUUUUUCUAGUGUUCCCACCACUGGUUUUCAGUUACGUAGAAGGCUGGAGCUAUGGAGAAGGCUUUUACUUCACUUUCAUCACCUUGAGCACCAUUGGAUUUGGGGACUAUGUAGUAGGCACAAACCCAAACAAGCACUACAUCCCACUCUACAGAAGUCUAACUGCAAUUUGGAUCGUUUUUGGCUUGGCCUGGCUGGCCUUGGUCUUCAACGUGGGAGCUCAUUUGAUGGAAAAAUUCCUUCAGCUCAAGUGGCACAAGCCUGACUUAAGCUUGACAGAAGGAUCCCCAACCAAACCAUGA